AUGGUACGUACUAAAGCAGACAGUGUCCCAAGCACCUACCGAAAAGUUGUGGCUUCUCCAGCCUCCAGGAGGGUGCUUGGCUCCUCCGCGUCUGCCACUAACUCCACGACUCCUUCAUCACGAAAAGCUGAAAAUAAGUAUGCAGGAGGGAAUCCAGUUUGUGUGCGCCCAACUCCCAAAUGGCAAAAAAGGAUUGGAGAAUUCUUCAGUUUGUCUUCUAAAGAUUCAGAAAAGAGAACCGGAUUCCUGAAGAAGCAGGAUAGUGGCUUAGGAAAAGCAAAGAGAAAAACAUGUCCUUUGCAACCUGAUCACACAGAUGACGAAAAAGAAUAG
Molecule: messenger RNA, 333 nt
Organism: Chrysochloris asiatica (Cape golden mole)
Lineage: Eukaryota; Metazoa; Chordata; Mammalia; Afrosoricida; Chrysochloridae
Product: PCNA-associated factor-like
Exons: 2
Coding region: 1-333 (110 amino acids)
Biological process (GO): translesion synthesis; regulation of cell cycle
Cellular component (GO): nucleus
Molecular function (GO): chromatin binding
Source: RefSeq, a predicted model, not a curated record